UUCUAUGGUGAGCUAUACUUGUUCCACUUGUUCGAUAUUAACGUUGGAGUCGUCUUCUAUGUCCUAGAGUUAUGACAUUACCAGGAUGCUCUCGAGUGAUACGGGCGUGGACACUGCGUCUAUUAAGACAGAAGGCGAAACUCCUGGUGCUCGUCAUCUUCGUACUAUUUCUCAGUGGGAUCGUAUCUACUUUGAACCAAGAUGCCGAGCGGUUCACAGGCCCACCGCGACUGGAGAGCACCUGCACGAACUGCUCCCACCAUGGUUCCACCGCCCAAGACAGCGCUUUCCCUUACGGCUACACCAUAAACAGACCACGUGCCUGUGACGUGGUAUCUUUACUCUAUCUCAUCGCUGUUCAUUCCGAACCGCGCAACCUGGUUGACAGGCAAUUAAUACGCGCGGAUGUUGGAAGCUCAUCUCACCGCAACUUCACCACACGGCUAAUCUUCUUUAUGGGCCUUCCAGCCAAUGGCGAGUACCCAAUGGACCGAAUUCACGAAGAGGCCGCAUACGGUGACAUUGUCCUGGGCAACUUCUCUGGUGCACUGGGCAACGCCACAAUGGUUAGCAUCAUGAUACUCAAGUGGACUGAUACGUUCUGCUCCAACGCGCAGUUCAUAGUCAGGCUCUCUGACAGUGGCAGAACAAGCGCGAGGGCUCUUCGUUCAAUGUACGAAUUUCUGAGAACCUAUUCUCGGGUGUUUGACUUAUUCGGUUCAGUAGUCAACCUCGACGGACAACCCUGCGAAGUCCUAUCUAACGGUGAACUGAGGUACUGUCCAGGACCGGGAUAUCUUACCGGGUGUGUCUACAUAAUGACGGGACGGGCUGUACGCCCCCUGUACGAGGCUGUGGUUCGCAAUCCUGUCGUUCCUGUGGCACCUGAACUUUAUGUGACUUACCUGCUUGCGGAAAGCGCUGGUGCUCGGAGAGCAGAUAUUCUUCGUGUGCGUGGAUGUUACCUCGAGAGGAUACCUCUAACGCGUGGGAUAGUGAGGUGGUUUAGAAUGAAAUUGGGAAUACAGUAAUUACGCGUAAAAUGCACGAAACUUGUUAGAUAUAUGACUAUAUGUUGAGGUUUCCUGUUACGUUGCAGUUCAUAUUAA
Ornithodoros turicata is the source of this 1109-nucleotide messenger RNA. RefSeq names its product lactosylceramide 1,3-N-acetyl-beta-D-glucosaminyltransferase-like. Gene Ontology annotation, cellular component: Golgi membrane. Bases 72 to 1031 code for a protein of 319 amino acids. The record is from RefSeq and is a predicted model, not a curated record. Gene Ontology annotation, molecular function: hexosyltransferase activity. The transcript has 2 exons. Lineage: Eukaryota; Metazoa; Arthropoda; Arachnida; Ixodida; Argasidae.